AUGUUAAAGAACUUCUACCCCUCAGUACUAUUUUCACUCCCAAAUCUGGAAAUGGUCCAUAAUAAACCCACUUCACAGCAUCUAAAUGAUCGUAAUAAACGAUCUAUGAUAGCAUGCAAUCGCUGCAGAACUCGAAAGCAGAGAUGUGCUGGAAACCCACCUCUGUCCUGUGCAGCAUGUGUAGAUGUCGGUCUGACGUGUGUUUAUUCAGAGCCUGAAAAGCGUGUUUCUAUUACUGAGAGCUACUAUCGCCAUCUCCUAUCACAAGCACGGGCUGCGAGAUCAAGCAGUCAGUCAGCUCCGUCAGGUGCCGCAUCCACUGUGCCAUUUGUAUCAUCAACGACAUCUCCCUCUACUCACAACUCUGAAGACGAUGUGCUUUUAGAACGAGAUGACUGGUGGUAUAAAGGUACCGAUAAUUUAUUCCUCAAUCGGUCAGGGGAACAUCAUUUCGUCGGUGCAUCGUCAACAACCCACUUGGCUAAGCGCCUCAAUCCACAAGGCCAAUCCAAUCUUGCGUGGGAUGUGCGACCACUUUAUGAUGACCCUUUAUCUUUACGACGAUCGGUGGGUGGUUCCCUUCCACAAUUGCCCCCGUAUGAAUUUGCCAAGAGGCUCUUUUGGACACAGUAUGCCUUCAUCGGCACAAUAUUCUCUUUGAUCGAUCCUGUUCAUUUCGAAAAGAGACUAGACUUGGUCUACCACCACCCACCAGACUUUUCUCACAGCGAAGCAUGUCUGGUCUAUUGUCAGGUCCUACUAGUUAUCGCUUUUGGUUUGAUGUAUUCUGUAAAUCAAUGGUCUGGUGAUGAUGGGCCCCCAGGCUUUAAAUAUUUCAAGCAUGCGCUCCGCUUCUUACCAGAAAUUCAUGAAGACGGCUCCAUUUUGUUUGUGGAAGUGUUGUGUUAUGUGGCAUACUAUAUGCAGAAUCUCAAUCGGCGAGAUGCUGCUUUCCUCUACAUUGGGCUUGCCCUUCGUAUGGCCAUCUCUCUCGGUCUUCAUCAAGAGGUUUCCGACCUCGAUAUUAGUGAGGCAAAUCGAAACCGCCGAAGAAAAGCAUGGUGGUCAGUUUAUAGCUUAGACCGGCUACUAUCCGUCAAAUCUGGAAAUCCGAUUUCACUUCAGGAUGAGGACAUUGGUACCUUUCCGGCGACCUUGGACGGAUCAACUUCCGAUCCUUGGCCAGCAAUUGUCUUGACUCAUUAUACCCAGCUAUCUCGUAUUUUGGGGCGAGUCGGCGAAGAAAUUUACCGAAAGAAGCCCCGAUCCGGAUCCAAUCUCAUCAUGUCUGUGCAGAGCAUUACUAACGACCUGUCAAGCUGGCUUCGGCGGGUUCCAGAUGGCCUGCGUUUCGAAUUUACCACUCUUGACACUCAAAUCAACCGUGAAACUGUGUCAAUUAACCUCCACUUCUAUUCUUGCAUUAACAUGACUGUACGCCCUCUUGUUUUUUAUAUCAUUCAGCGUCGGCUUGAUGCAAAUAUACCUGGAGCCUCCAAAGAUGACUGGAAAGAGGGCCUUACGUCAAAUACUAUUGCAGUAAUUGAAAGCUGUAUCACCAGUGCUCGUGCGACGACAAUGAUUAUGAGUGCGGCCGCAAAGCAGAAUCUCAUAGCGACAUAUGGCUAUCUUGACGGAGAGUAUGUAUUCAGUGCUGCACUACUUCUCGUGAUGGUGAAUGCAGCAUUUCCACACAACGAAACGAAUACACGCGCCAUGGAGACCGCUCUCAGUCUUCUCAGGAGUAUGGCUGACCGGGGAAAUGUCUAUCUCAGCUCAAGACAUUCCUUGUUACUAGAACUGUGGGCUGCAAUCGGGCCCAAGCCUGUGAGAAAGACUAGUCCCAUGACGUCGCUGAACCUCACAGUUCAUGGGAAUGACCACUCUGUCUGCCCCGCGAUUCAUGAAACAACUUCACCAGCUCCAGAUUCAACCGAAUUACAGCAACCUGAAAUGACUUCUAUUCAGGACAUAUCCUUCCAAUUUGACCUCAAUGAUGACCCUGCUCUUUGGGAGGGGGCAUUGGAUCAAAUUGAUAUUGAUAUGGACACUGACUGGAUUGAAAAUACUUUGAAACGAUAA
Messenger RNA from Penicillium taxi, 2082 nucleotides. Its product is annotated as transcription factor domain-containing protein. The coding region runs from base 1 to 2082 and encodes 693 amino acids. The transcript is spliced from 11 exons. Lineage: Eukaryota; Fungi; Ascomycota; Eurotiomycetes; Eurotiales; Aspergillaceae. Gene Ontology annotation, biological process: DNA-templated transcription; regulation of DNA-templated transcription. Gene Ontology annotation, molecular function: zinc ion binding; DNA-binding transcription factor activity, RNA polymerase II-specific; DNA binding. The record is from RefSeq and is a predicted model, not a curated record.